Cuscuta campestris is the source of this 869-nucleotide messenger RNA. The record is from the annotation of a GenBank genome assembly. NCBI's taxonomy places the organism in Eukaryota, Viridiplantae, Streptophyta, Magnoliopsida, Solanales, Convolvulaceae.
UAUUGUCCAAAUUUCCAAAAAUAAUUAAAUAUACUUUCUUAAAAUUAUCCUCUUCCCCUUCCCUUUGGUUUUGCAGAAACCGAGAAGCAGAGCCGACUAUCCGAGCAACUGAAGCGCCGAAGUCCGAACAGGAGCACCGAGCAGUCGACAGUCGAGCACCGCCGUCGCCCGUCCGCCGCGUCGCCGCCAGUCCGCCACAGCUUCAAUCCUUCGAUCCACUAUUGCACAAUUGGACAAAUUUCAGCAGACUAGAGACGGACUUGAAAAUGGCUGAUGAAGCAAACAAAAGUGCUUUUAUGGAAAUUCAAGGUCGCAUGAUUGACCUUACUGGGAGAAUAAAGCAGGUUCACACCCAAAUUCGAAAUAAGGAAGGGGAAAAGAAGCGGGCGUAUUUGACAUUGGAGGAACUGCGGAACAUAUCUGAUGGCACUGUUACCUACAAAUCUAUAGGAAGAACGUUUGUCUUGGAGCCCAUGCCUGUGUUAAUUGAUGAGCAAGAGAAGAAGUUCAAGGAUAGUGAAGUUGCAAUUUCAUCUUUGCAGAACUCUAAGGAAUACUUGGAGAAGCAGAUCGGUGAGGUGGAGAAUAACCUGAAAGAGCUAUUACAACAGGAUCCUGGACUUGCCCGCCAGAUUAUGUCCAUGUCGGUGUGAUGUGUAACGUUACCGUGCUUCUUUUACUCUUCUUGCUGAUGCAUGUCAUAUAUAUACUCUUUGUUGGGCAUUAUAUGAUUUACAAACUUCCCCGGUUGACUCCCUACUCACUUUUGUGUGUACUACGCACCCGUUCAUUUCUUUUUUGAGUGUAUUACCGUUUGUUCAGAUUUGCUAUCUGGAAAUUUUCAUGGCGUAGUUCAAGCAAGUUCUGGU